GCCGCGUGUUCCCACGCGAUCGCGUUGCUGUCAGUGUGUCGCGAACGGCGUUCAGUGUUGACAAGCGCAAAGUUACGAGGACGUUUCGCGUGUAUCGUCGCCGUUGUCUUAUGCGACGGCAGGCAUGGCCAGCGCCACGACGUUCUGUCUGCUGCUCGUCGUCGCACUGGCGGACUCGGACCCUGUCGCGCGGCGCAAACUGCGCUCGUGGGUGAACCCGGGCUGCGAGGAGCCGUGCCGCGUGCGAAACGUGACGGCGAUCUACCUGAGGGCCGACGGCGCCAACGACACCUUGCACUACCUGUGGGACUUCGUCGGCACCCCGUCCGUGCUGCUGGCGCUCACGACGCCUUCCGCCUGGCUCAACAUCAGUUGGCCCGAUUAUCUCGCCAGACGGGAGAACUCGCUCAGUUUCUCGGAGAGGCCCGCCUACUCUUUCGGGGUGAUAAUAAACAAGAUUAUCGAAUUCAACGACGUAAAUGACACGGCACUGAUUGACACUGCCGACGUCAUUAAUAACGUAUUGCGUCCCGAGUAUUUCACCUGGCGGCGCCUUUCCCUAUCGCAAAAGAGCGAGUUCGUCUACCUGGAUAUGGAGGGUAACUCUUAUCACGAUACAGCUAAGGAUAUCAGCAGAUACGGGAGUAUAAAGCUUUCGCUCCGAGGAUUCUGCACCGUCGACCAUUCGGACACGUUGCCGCACAUGUUGCACACCGAAAACUCCACGCAAGUGGACAUCAUCCUCGACCACAUCCAGACCAACGGAACCUUUUCCAACAGCAGAUUCGCUAUCGAGCUGCUCGCGGUUGGCGGUGGCGAUCCCGAGGUACCGAUGUUCGUUGAUCCGAAAAAGAGCCUCGACGACGAGCAUACCCCGGGUAUAUUCGAGGUUGUCGAAGUUAGAACGCCACCCUACAGGGAACUGGACGGCGCGCUGAACGCCGGGUCGUAUUUACAAUGGCGGCCGGUGUCGUACGAUACCGCGUCGCGCGACGUAACCAGUUCCACGGGGACAGUCCAGUAUCCACCAAAACAAGUGUUCAAUCAUUCGAGCGCCAUUAAAAAUUCGAUGCUCUACUGUUACUACGGCGAAGCCGCGGACGAUCUUUUGCUGCAGAAGCUGACGGUUUCCCUGGGCUCGAGAGGAGACGGUUUUUACAAGAAGACGAGUUACCUGACGUGGACUUUCGUGAUCGGAUACGGCACACCACCCGAGGAGAGGUUCUCUUCUCUAGUCAUUAUGAUUAUUUCGAUCGGCCUUGGCCUUCCUUUGCUCAUUAUGGUCAUCACCGGCCUGUAUCUUUGCAUUCGCAAAAUGCCGAAACGGCAUGGCAACGUAUAUUUAAGCCGGUGAAGCACUCGCCGCUCGUGUGCCAUGUGGUUUCUUCGUAUGUCGCGUGUACGUUUAGGUGCAUCGCUACUACACAACCUAUUCUUCACAAAGAGAUAUUCCUAUAUUUAUACAACACAUACAUAUAUAUAUUUUUACACGAAUCAUUAGCUCGGAUCUGAUAUAUCAGUGUGAUAAGCGUGAGUGAUAAUUCGUUCUCUCAUAACGUAUCUAGCUCUUGUCGAGAUUCUAGCGUAGCCCUCUGGUUCUUCGUUUCGAUAUUUUACGAGAACGCGUUGUUCGUUGACGCUCGAUAAAGAGGAUAAAAGCAAUAACGUUUCUUUUGCGCUAUGCGCUAUGAGAGAACGGCACGUUAAUUUGUUACAACGAAUGAUUGAACUUUUCUAGGCAAUUUAUAAUUGAACGCCGAUUGUAUGCACGAUUUACGAAAUAUACGAUAAGUUAGUACGACAUUUUA
Messenger RNA from Vollenhovia emeryi, 1808 nucleotides. RefSeq names its product glycosylated lysosomal membrane protein A-like. Gene Ontology annotation, cellular component: lysosome. The coding region runs from base 125 to 1354 and encodes 409 amino acids. NCBI's taxonomy places the organism in Eukaryota, Metazoa, Arthropoda, Insecta, Hymenoptera, Formicidae. The record is from RefSeq and is a predicted model, not a curated record. The transcript is spliced from 6 exons.